GUCGAGCUUUAUUCCCUGGCACGUCAACAAUAAAUCAAAUAGAACGAAUUAUGAAUACAAUAGCUCGACCAAGUAGAGCUGAUAUAGAAAGUAUAGGUAGCCACUAUGCCGUAUCGGUGCUCGACAAAAUGCCUCAAAGGCCUAGAAAAACUUUGGAAUCCAUGAUAAACACUAGUAAUACUCAUGCUCUUGAUCUUAUCCAUAGGUUAUUGAUUUUCGCUCCACAUCGUCGCCUUACAGUCGAGCAGUGCCUCGUUCAUCCUUAUAAGAAAACGCACGUCAAGCGAAUACAACAUGAAAAAAUUAGAGUUUUUUUCUUGACUGAGCCGGCGACACGAACCUUCUCUUUUGCAUUUUUGGUACAUUUCCAGGGCGAACGACCACAUUCGACCGUAAUAGCGAAGCCAUCUACACCCACACGAGAAAUGAUGAAAGCUAAUGGCCGGAGUUCGUCGGGCACGGCUGGUGGGGCACCAAUCGCUCAAGCAGAAUGUAGCGAUACUGACUAUGACACGGCAAGAAGUUUGGCCAGAGCGGCA
This is a messenger RNA of Cylicostephanus goldi, 539 nucleotides long. The record is from the annotation of a GenBank genome assembly. Lineage: Eukaryota; Metazoa; Nematoda; Chromadorea; Rhabditida; Strongylidae.